AUGGAUCUUGUUUUUAAACUAAACAAUCAUUCCUUAAUGGGAAAGUUUCUGCGACUAGUUUUUCAACCGAUCACUUAUCCGAUUCUUGGUGCUGUUGUGAAGCUAGCUGUUUGGCGACAUAAUUUGAAAGUUAUUGGGAAAGAUCGAUUAAUGGAAGCUUAUAAAGCUCGCCCAUCGCGAACCCCUUUGAUUACCAUAAGCAACCAUCAUUCAUGCUUAGAUGAUUUCAUUUUGUUCGGAACACUUCUGUCACUCAUUGAUUUGAUGCACGUUGAUCGAUAUAGAUGGUCACUGACUGCCGUUGAUGUGUGUUUUACCAACGCUAGAGAUUCGUUCUUUUUCACUUGGGGUCAUGGCAUACCUGUGUGGCGUGGAGUCUAUCAACCAAGUAUGACCUUCUGCUUAGACCUUUUGAAUCGUGGUAAAUGGAUACAUGUGUAUCCACAGGUAAGCACCGUUUGCGGAUUUGCCAUACCAAUUUUCUAUAUAGACAAAGUAAAACCAAUUAAAAAGUACAGUUACACCAGAAUUGCAGAAAGCAAAGACAAAACUAAUGAUGACGUACUAUUUGAGUUAAGUUCAGAAGCGAUGUGUUCCGGGUUUUCUAGAAAUCGUGCAAGAUUAGGCACCACAGAAGAGCGAUGGGCAUUGCUGCGGUGGUAUCAGAUAGAAGAGAAGGGCACAUUAUCGGAUCGGCGUGUAGUGAAUGCGAAGUGUUUGAAGAACGUCGACUACGGCCGAUCGUGA
Molecule: messenger RNA, 747 nt
Organism: Echinostoma caproni
Lineage: Eukaryota; Metazoa; Platyhelminthes; Trematoda; Plagiorchiida; Echinostomatidae
Source: the annotation of a GenBank genome assembly